GCCUUUUGGCCCUUUCCCCUCAGUUGCCAAAGAGGAGGAGGAGGCGGCGGCGGCGCUGAUGCUGGGAUGCUCCUGUUGCCAGAGAGGCUGCUUCACUUGAGCGGGUGAGUCUUGCAAGGGAGCUGGGGAUGCUUUCCCUUUCCUGCUGCCAGAUGGAGACCCACUCAGGUCCCGAUGGCCUUUCUUCCUAGGCUGAAAGUGGAGGAGAAAGAGGACGGAGGAGGGAGGCUCUCAGAUUCCUCUCCAGCAGCAGCAGCGGCAGCAGCCACUCUCUUUAUUGCCCAGACCCAGGAGCCAUCUGGUUGACUGUGCAAAACAGGCUGUCUCUCCCACUUCAAUGGCUCUGGAAAGCUGAGCCGAAUUCUGGCUGGUGAGCAUGGAUCCCACCUCGCUGCUUCCACUUGUCUUGUCUCCUGACUCCCGGGGCUUUAACCAAGGGGCAACUGAACCCAGUGAGCCUGCCUUGGACCCCUGCAGCCUCCUUUCUGACAGACACUAUGAGGUGGUGCCCUCUGUGAUCUGUGCUCUCUGCUGCAUUUUUGGAGUUGUUUACUGCUGCUUUGGCUACCGUUGUUUCAAAGCCAUCAUGUUCCUCUCAGGGCUGCUCUUUGGUUCGGCUGUGAUCUUCUUGCUCUGCUACAAGGAGCGUAUUUUGGACACACAGCUAAGCAUGGAGGUCAGCGCCGGCAUUGCCCUGGGCAUUGGAGUCUUGUGUGGCUUAGUUACUAUGCUGGUGCACUCAGUUGGGUUGUUCCUGACUGGGCUUCUGCUUGGCUUGCUAGUGGCCACAGCUGGGCUGGUGGCCACUGAGCCUUUAUAUCAACUGUCCAGUGCCUGGGUCCCAGCUGGGUCUCUGCUGGGUUCAGCACUUUUGGGUGCUGUCUUAGCCUUGCGCUGGCAGAAAACCCUCACAGUGAUCUCCACAGCUGUGUUUGGGGGUGCAGUACUGACCCUCUGCUUGGACUAUGCUGUAGAGAACCUGGCUUUGGGGCAACACGUGUACGACCGCCUCCGCCUGGCACCUUCUUCCCCGCUCUGCUGGUGCGGCUGGGCCGUGCUGGCCACCUGGCCUGCUCUUGCCUUGAUGGGAAUGCUGCUGCAAUGGAAAGUGACUGCUGAGGGCUUCUCCCACACAGAUGUGGUCCUGAAUCGGCGCCAGAAGCAGCUACAGCUGUUACGGAUUCGACAACGUGAAGCAAAGAAGAGGCAGAGCCAGGGCUCCCAGGAAGGCUCCUAUCGACACAAGCCCAGUGCUGUUAAGCGCUGUGCAGGAGAUGUCCUUGCACCAAGUUACAUUCAGAGCCUGCGUGACCGCCAGCAGUUGGGAACAGGCACUUCACUGAGCAAUCUUAAUGCCAGCGCUCACACUACUGUGGAUCUGGAUUACGACUCUGGCUCUACAGUUCCUCUGACCACCCCUCGAGGCUGCCUCUGAAAAGGGUUGACAUUGUCUUCUUCCACUUGUGCCUUAAGCAGGGACAUAGUUGGACUCAGCCUACAGCUCUGAAUAUUUUUGCCCUGUAUGCAAACAUCCUUGGCUUAGCCUGUGAUAGUCUUUCUAAAUUCCAUUUUUCUUUUAAUGGUUGAAAGAGGUGCUCCAUUCCCCCCCCCCCUUGGGGGACAGGGUUUGAGACCACAUGUGACUGAGUCAAAGUAGUACGAAAGAAGGGGUUUUAAAAUGUAGUAAUUUAUUUUCAUUUAAGUUAAGUAAAGGAAGAAAAAACACCUUCCUCUGCAGGGUGUCUGGAGCUGCCUUCUAAACUAAGCUGGAAUUAACUGGGUACUCUAGCAUGGGUGUCCCUACCUUUGAAGCGUGUUUAGUCAUGGCCCUCGUGUGGGCUCAAACAAGCCAUAGUCAUGCCCCCCUUUUCCAAAUGAAGGGCUUACAUGCCUUAGUUGGUAGCAGACCUAGAACUACAGCUAUAUGUUCAAUGCCUUUUGGUCUAGGUAAACUACCUUUUGUAGUGACCUUACCUCAGGGGUUAAAAAGUUAGGAAGUAACUUGAAAUUAUUGACAGUGCUACAAGUUGUUGGGAGUUAAAUUUAUUCCAACGUGUGGUGCUUUUGUGACAUUUUGCCUUUGUAUGUGUGCCAUACAACAGUAUCUUGUGAGAAUUUACACUAUUUCAGGAUCCUUUCACAUUACACAUUUGUAGGAGUGUGAUUCCACUUGUAAGUGCCAUAGGUUGCAUCCUGUGGAAUCCUGAUUUGGUCAGAAGUAUGAGAAUCUUGGAUAAGGAUUCUAAAGUCUGCUCCCCUAAACUUCAUAUCCCAGAAUUGCAUAGGAUGGGUCCUUGGGCAGCUGAAGUGGAAUCAUAGCAUUAUAAUUCAGUAGUAUGGAUAGGCUCUUAGUUAAUCCUUUCCCUAAGGCAUUUUGGCAACAUGAAGAAGGGAGUUGUUCUUCCCAACCUUUUCCCAUCCCAUCUCCCACCUCAAUGUAAAUUAAGCUCUAAGGCUUUAUUCCUCAGAGUUAUUCAGACAUUUGCCCCUCAUGCUAUUAGUCACCUGAGAAGAAAACAGGAACUCCUCAGCCUAACCUUCUCCUUCAUGUCAUUGCCCUGGCCCCACCACUGUCCAUACAUUAAGGUGGCAUGGAGAACUGGUGAUCCUUCAGAUAUUGUUAGACUCUUAACUCACAUCAACCACAGUCAGCAAUGGCAGGAGUGAUCAUCCAAAACACCCAAAGGACUGCAAGGUCCCCAUCACUCUAUUGAUCAGAGCUUGGUAGUAAUAUAUUACAGUACUGUAAUGAAAUUAGCUGUUGCUUUUUGGGUAACAGUGCUGUGAAUCCCAGCUAGGGUAGACCCAAGGAAUCUAUGGGAGCUUGUUUAAUCAACUCUUACACAAGUUCCAUUUAUUCAGUACGUCUUCUCUAACUGGGAACUAACAGGUGGAUUUAGGCCAUUUCUUACCAGCACCUGCACUUUUAAAAGACAAUGCAACAACUGGUAGUGUCAUUACUAUUUUUGGUAUAACAAGGAAUAUUUACUCAUUCUUAAAAUGCUGGUUUUUGCAGGGAGGGGUCUGUUUAUUGGGUUUGAGGCCAUUUGUGCAUUUUUAAGUGAAUUUUAAAAAUACUCUGAUUUUUCUCUUAAAACAACAUGUUGCUUUCGAACAAGUAGCACCUGACACAUUAUUUCUUUAAAAUGAUGUGCUGAACUCUGGGUCUGAGAAGAGAAGCCUGCUGUACUCCUGUGGGCCUCCUGUAUGAGUUAGUAUACUGAUGGUGCAGGCUUUGAAAUCAUAGGGGGAACCCACCCUCCAUUCUGUGAAGCUGGCUUCCCUCUUCAGACUGUCCCCCUUCAGUAGAUGCAUGGUGGUGGAAUCAAGCCAGCAGGCUUGUUUUGGCCAGAGAGCAUGACCCCACUCAUCCCUUCAUGUGAGAGGUGAUGCCACAUAGGGCCCUAAUUGUCCAGAGUGCCUUUUUUAAGCAACACAGAGCCUUACCUGCACCGAAGUGGUUUUCAGUUUAACUUGACAAUGGUGUUUUUUAAGAACAUGUACAUAAGGAUUUAAAGCCUUUUUUUUUUAAAGUGCAAGCUCUUUACCUGUAGGCUAACUACCCAAAUGUCAGACCCUGAAGCAUUAAUCUUAAUUCAGUGAGUACAUGCUGGAUUGUAGGCCUGUUUCAGAGAUCUCUUUGUUGUAGCCAGUUGUUUCCUGUCGAUUGUUUUUGUUACUGUUUUAUAACUCCUGUUUAUAAUACUUAACACAGAUGUAUUUGUGCUUUGUACUUUUUAUUCCUACUUUCAUGGUGGAUCACACUGAAAAGCUGAGGUAUAUAUAAGGAAUGUACUUUCAGUGAACUUUGUGAAAUAGCCACUAUCAUUUCAUCAUCUUACGAAGUGAGAAAAUGUAUGAGCAUUGGGGUUUGUUUUUAACCAAGUCAGAACAAUGGUCCACCUGCGCCAGGACAUCCUAUUCUUGGCAGUAGUUAGGGAAGGAUAACUACCUUCCAGCAAACUCAUCUUUUUUAAAACUGAAAUUGAACCUGGAUCCUUCUGUCUACAAAGUUUGUCCUCUACCAGAUCUGAGACCCUCAUGUUUUAGUGGCUUGUCACAGACAGACAAUAAUUUUUUUAGGAAAAGUGGAAUAUAGUCUGAGAGUUGCAAUGCUGUAUGGUCUGUUAGGAGCCAACAGACCUCCAAUAAGUUGCCCUCAUGCUUUCAGAGAGGCUUUUAUCAGGCUAAUGGUUCUGAAGCAUGAGGAAUUUUUGCUCUAGCCUUUUACAAGUCUGAUCUCUAUUUCCUGGGCAGCUACAGCAGGAACCAUACAGCAGGGACAGGAUGUCUGAGAAAUACUUGAAGAGGCAUUUCAAAAUAUGACCAGAUUGCUUGUAUAAAAAGUGGGGCAUGCCAAAAUGUGACCAGACUGCCUAAGUUUCUUAUCCUUUAAUUAGAAACACUUCAGACCUCUGACUGUAAAGCAAGAUAGGGUUAUUGUGGCUCUCUAGUUGUCUACAGCUGCCAUCAGCUCUAGCCGGUAUAGCCAUUGGUGAGUUCUUAUGGAAGCUGCAUUCCAAAAACCUCUAGAGAGCCACAUCUGCCCACUCUUAAAGUCGAGGAAAGAUUCUCUGCAGAUUGUAGUGCCUGCCUCAUACAUCACGCCCAAGCCAAAAGGAUAUGUUUCCUAUCAAUAUGUAAUUUUAUAUCUACAUUAGAAUACAGUCAUAGAACUGCAGAUUUGGAAGAGGUCACAAUGGCCAUCCGUCCAACCCCCUGCCAUGCAGGAAUACACAAUCAAAGCAUUUCUGACAGAUGGCCUUCCGGCCUCUGUUUGAAAACCUCAAAAGAGGGAGACUCCACCACCAUCUGAGGCAGCUUAUUCCAUUGUUGAACAGCUCUUACUGCCAAGAAGUUCUUCUUAAUAUUUAGGUGGAAUCUCUUUUCCUUUUGUAGUUUGAAUCAAUUCCUCUAUGUCUCAGUCUUUGGAACAGCAAAAAGCAUGCUUGCUCCUUCUUCAAUAUGACAUCCUUUCAAAUAUUUAAACAUGGCUGUCACGUCACCUCUUAACCUCCUCUUCUCCAGACUAAACAUCCUUAAUAUGUUCCUCAUAGGGCAUGGCUUCCAGACUUUUUACGCAUGUUGGUCCUUCUCCAUCCCUGCUUAAAUUAUUUGAGGCUGAAUCAGUUUUUCAAGUCAAGUCAACGUUUGUCUGUUGAGACAAAUGUCAUCUCACCAUGUUGCCAUAACCAACAGCAGUUGUUUCUUAUACAGAAGAUGGAUUAGGCUAUCUUAAGCUUCCCAACUCAAAGAUGACUUUUUUUAGGCCAGGAGGGAAUAGAGAGUCACAAGUAUCAUGAGUCCAUACACACAAAUACUAAUGUCUGGCUAUAGCUAUGGUGGGGAGGUGGUGUUCUUGGCAAAGUGCUUUCUGACAGCUGUUCCUCCUACAGUGAUGGACCAGAGGAUUGGCAAGCAGCUGUGCAGGGUUGAGAAGUGUGCAGCCUUUCAGAUGUUGGACUACUACACCCUUCUCCAUUAGUUCUAUUGUUUAAGUCUGAAGGGAAUGGCAACCCCACAAAACAUCUGGAGAGGUACAUAUUCCAUAACCCUGUUGUGAUCAUUUUAAUUUUCAGCAUGCAGUCAUUUUAACUUUCUGAAAAGCUAUGCACUGAGACAUUAUGGGAAGCAGAAAUGACUUUGUGCUGCUAACCUAGCGGAGGCAACAAUGCUGAUAGAUCCUCUCACUCAGUGUGACCUAAGGCUUGGGCAUGUGCAUAGUACUUUUGUCCUUCAGUCCAAACAGAUGCUGCUCUUCUUUGAAGAAAGAUUUGAGCAGGGACAAAGGAUUUAGAUGAAAGGGCAUGAAGAUUUCGGCAACAGUACUUCUUCCUGUCCUGUGCUUACUUCUCUGAAAAUACUAAAGUCUGUGUAUAGCUCUGCCACUGUGCUCCUUUUAUUUAAGUGGCAAAUUCUAUGUCCCUCAUCUAUAGAACUUCAUCUCCUGGUCUUUAACCAGAUCUGGAUGCAGUUGCUGUUAAGUGAGUUUGUGUGAGUGAGUGAAAGACUGAGUGAGAGAAUGUGUGCACGAAUAUGAGAGAACAAAUGAGUGUAACAAAUCUUGCAUGUGGGCAAGUGCCAAGAAUUCUCUGUCUGAAGAUGCAAUAAAAAUAAAGUGAAAGGGG
Molecule: messenger RNA, 6128 nt
Organism: Sceloporus undulatus (fence lizard)
Lineage: Eukaryota; Metazoa; Chordata; Lepidosauria; Squamata; Phrynosomatidae
Product: transmembrane protein 198-like
Exons: 5
Coding region: 377-1435 (352 amino acids)
Cellular component (GO): vesicle membrane; plasma membrane
Source: RefSeq, a predicted model, not a curated record